Messenger RNA from Cuscuta campestris, 1838 nucleotides. NCBI's taxonomy places the organism in Eukaryota, Viridiplantae, Streptophyta, Magnoliopsida, Solanales, Convolvulaceae. The record is from the annotation of a GenBank genome assembly.
GUCUAAAACCCCAUUCUGGAUUAGGCCGGCUCUCAGCUUUCCCGUCGUCUACGGCUGACCGCCGGCGCUCCUCGGUGCACUGCCCCUGCGGCACUCCCAUUAUUUGUCCAAUAUAGACUUGGUAAACAUGAAUGCCAUAAGCUACAACGCCAUUACAAAACCUAACUUUUUUCUUGUACGGUGUGAGGUAUCCGUUCUUGCGUUCCGUAGAGCCCAACUUAAUUCGGCUCAGAAUUUAUGUAUUUUACAUCGUUGUGAUAAGAAAAACUCUAUCAUGAGUCUAUGUUGUUCCGUUGCGGGUAGGACACUGUCUUCUAGAUUGGAGGAUUUUAAAUUACCAAAGUCUGGAACUUGUAAUGGGAGUCGUCAAAAACAAAAAAUUGAUGCAUCAUCAGUGUACAUUCAUCCUAGUUUGUUGCAAAUGAAGAACGAGAGGGCAGCAAAUCGCGCACUUAUUUAUGACUUCUUGAGAGGGAUUGGCAUUGUUCCCGACGAGCUUGAUGGAUUAGAGCUUCCUCUUUCCAUUGAAGUCAUGAGAGAGCGUUUGGAUUUCCUUCACAAAUUGGGUCUCACGGUUAAAGACAUCAACAACUACCCUCUUGUCCUUGGAUGCAGUGUGAAGAAAAACAUGAUUCCCGUUCUUGAUUACCUUGGCAAGUUGGGUGUGAGAAAAUCCACAUUCACCGGAUUCCUUCGCCGAUACCCACAAGUUCUCCAAGCUAGUGUUGUGGUUGACCUUGUUCCAGUUGUCAAGUAUCUUCAAGGUUUGGACAUCAAACCGAAUGAUAUUCCCCUAGUUCUUGAGAAAUAUCCAGAAGUACUGGGAUUCAAGCUUGAGGGCACAAUGAGUACUUCUGUUGCAUAUCUUGUCGGCAUUGGGGUGGCAAGAAGAGAAAUCGCGGGAGUGUUGGUGAGGAAUCCCGAGAUAUUAGGGAUGAGAGUGGGCCGGGUGAUCAAGCCUUUUGUGGAAUAUCUUGAGAGUGUGAUAGGAAUUCCAAAGUUAGCCGUGGCUAGGUUGAUUGAAAAAGAUCCACACAUUCUUGGUUUUGGGCUUGAAGAGAGAGUCAAACCUAAUGUGGACUCUCUUAUACGGUUCAAUCUCAGAAAAUCUUCACUCCCAUCCGUCAUUGCUCAAUACCCUGCAAUUUUAUGGCUUAAUCUCGACGAAAAGCUGAAAGCCCAACAAAGUUUUCUCUAUUCACUCUUAGGUCUAUGCCCUGAGGAUUUUGGGAGAGUUGUGGAGAUGAUGCCACAGUUUAUACUCGCAUUGAAUAUCGAUACCAUGAAACAUAGUUUUGAUUACUUCACUCGUGAGAUGCGCGGGAGACCAUUGGAUGAGUUGGUUGCUUUCCCUGCAUUCUUCACAUACGGACUCGAAUCAACCAUAAAACCAAGACAUAAGAAGAUUGCUGCAAAAGGGUUAAAAUGUUCCCUUGCAUGGAUGCUUAACUGCUCGGAUGAGAGAUUCGAGGAUCGGGUGCAUAAUGACUCCAUUGAAAUAGAAGAGAUGGAACCAAGUUCGUCUUUUGACAUGAACACCCUUAUGCAACCCCGAACCGAUGAUUCAGACUCAGACUAUGACGAUGAUGCUGAUGACGACCACGACGACACUGAGUAUGAUUAAUUAAUUAAUAUUUUUAGUUGGCGAAAAGAAUGAUUAAUUGAUUAGUAUAGGCACGCUAGAAUGUUUUACAAGUGCAUUAGAAAAAACCCUGUACCAUAAGUUUAUUCGUGUGUGAUUGGGUCCUUUCAGUACCCCUGAUUUGCUGAAUCCAUAUGCCACAUCAUUACGAUUAGGGAAAGAAAAUUUGGGGAAGGAAUAAUGCAUUGGUUCAAAU